AUGUCGACUGGUCAAAUCAACUUUAACAAGCCAUGCAAUUCAUGCCGCCGUCGAAAGGUAAAGUGCGACAAGAACCAGCCAUGCGCUCCUUGCGUUCGUCAUGGCACUGCCGCGACCUGUGCCUAUGAUGUUUCGAGAGAGUCCUCCUCUCUUCCCGCAAACGAGAGCCAGCAGCAACUCCAGGACCGAGUGGACCGGCUCGAAAGGGUGAUUGAGGAAAUGAAGACUAUGGCCUUACGAGGCGAGCCUCUCAAAAUUCCAAACGUUGCUCUCGUGUCGCCAAGUCCAGCAAGCUUAGGCGAUGUCUAUCUCGAAGACUCUAUGGCCGGCGACCCGGGCAUGCAGGUUUACGACGAGAACGUGUCCUUCUAUCUCGGUCCCAACUACUGGCUUAACCUUCAAGACUACGUCUUUGAACCCCGACAUCUGUUCCUCAUAGAUUCAGACAAAAACGGCAAAAGUCCAGAUAGUCCUCCUGACUGGCCAAUUGGUCGAAACCCAACACUGCCAGACCUUGCUCACCUGCACCUUCCACCUGAAAAGGAAGACGUGUUAACCGACCUCUUCUUCGCACAUGUCGAACCCUUUGUUCGAAUAUUCCACGAGACUUAUUGGCGACAACAAAUCAGGGAUGCCCGACUCGGCGUCAGUAAAAUACCCGUGGAUGUAGAAGUAGCAAUGUUUGCCGCUCAGACAAUGACGGUAGCUGCCAUGCCAGCAAGGCUUAUAAGAGAUAAGAUCGGAAAGCCCAAGGAUGAGGUCCUACGUCACUUACAGGAGGUUUCGCGGCUGGCACUUGAGCGGGCAGAUAUUCUGCGUAGCAGAAAGCCUCUUGCUUUCGUUGCGCUGCUGUACCAUAUUCAAAUGAAAUUCAUCACAGGCAACGGAGAAACUGCCGUCUCUCUGCUUGGCUUGGCUGGCCGUUUCGGAACACGGCUUGGCCUCCAUCGCGAUCCAAGUAAUUACAACUAUUCCCCAUGGACUUCCAACAUGAGACGAAGGAUAUGGAGCCACUUUGAGUUUAUGGAUAAUCCGGUUUACAAUCUGGAAGGUGCCGAUUCUGGCCUGCCUUUCAUCUCCGAUAGCCAGCCCCCGAAAAAUGCGAAUGAAAGCCAGUGGAAUCCAACGCCAUUUGCCAAACCUGGCUCUGCGCCCACCGAUCAAGAUGGAAUUACCGACAUGUCCUUUGUUUUGGUGCGACACUGUCUGUCAAAAACGAUGCAAUCCCUCAUACGAAGGAGAAAUGAUGCUAGUCCCGAAGAACUUGGCCGGAUCAUCGACCACACCGAUAGCUUCUUGAAGACGAAGUUUAUGAAUCAUGUGGUCCCCGCAAACCCCGACCAUGCUGUUCUUUGCUCGCAUUACAGAGUAUCGUUAAAAAGCAUGAGGCUUCUUGUCCACCAGGUUCAUGCUCACUACGUAGUUGGUCCCGACCCUCUGUUUCGGGCUAAGUUCUAUCAAGAGUGCGUUGAGAUCCUUGAGGAGAUCGAACAGGGCGAGGAAAUCGCAGUCCAGCAUCGCCGGGGAUGGAUUUACCGAUGGCCAACCACACCGUGCUUGAUCUCUAAUGUCCUCAUCGGACUGCGCGACCAACCUAGUCAUCCGAUUACAGAUAGAGCCUGGAGACAGAUCAACGUAGCCUUCAGAAGACACAACAACGACGAUAUCAAUAUGCGCAAAUUUGCCGCGUGGCGAGUCAUCGAGGCGCUUUGCGAUGAGGCCAUGCUCUACCACAAGCAAGUAUCUCACGAGGGAGCAUGGUACAGUCGCAGACAUGAUGCAUUCGAGUCAAAACACUCUGCAAAGGGCAAGGAACCGGUAUCCCUUAAAGAUGCCACUGUUCUUGAUAUCCUAGCAGAUGUGGGAGAUGUUCAGAUGUUUGGCCAGCAUAGUACCCCACAAGGAGGCGUUGUCGGUGGUUCUGUUUACUUUGAACAUCAGGCUCUUCAGCCCAUGAACUAUGCUUUGUGGGGUCAGCCAGGCCAGCAUCCCGUUCAAACUCAAUCGCAAUCGCAGGUUCAUGCUUCUGACGAUCAUGGAGAGAUGUGA
Colletotrichum truncatum is the source of this 2049-nucleotide messenger RNA. Its product is annotated as C6 transcription factor. Gene Ontology annotation, biological process: regulation of DNA-templated transcription. The record is from RefSeq and is a predicted model, not a curated record. Gene Ontology annotation, molecular function: DNA-binding transcription factor activity, RNA polymerase II-specific; zinc ion binding. Lineage: Eukaryota; Fungi; Ascomycota; Sordariomycetes; Glomerellales; Glomerellaceae.